AUGGGUCGUAGGGGACGAAGAAACUAUGGGAAUCGGCAUAAUAAACCACAAGAACUCGUUUCAGGCACAGACAGUGACGAUUUUUUGGUUACAAGCAAAAGUGUAUACGGUGUUCCUGACCCAAAUAACCCAUUGCUGUGCAGCCUGUGCCAAAAGGAGUGUGGUGCUGCUCUCGCUGCUUCUUGUGGACACCAGUUUUGUAAAACUUGUGUCGAAGAUGCAGUUCUUCCUAUCAGUGCAUGCCCUUUGGACAAUGAAUUUAUACGUGAGAGUCGAAUUGCUGAGUUCGCAUUUCUUGAAAGCCACGACUUCAGUAGUUCUUGUGAAGACAAUGAGAUGGAAAUAUUGCGUUCAAGAGUUGACUCCUUAACUCUAAUCAUCGAUCGCUUAGUUGAACAUUUGGCAAUUCGAGAUAUGAUAAACGCAUGCCAGUUAGCUAAAGGGAAUCGCGGAAAUAACCAGGAAAUAAGAGGUUUUUCAACCAGGCCACAAAUAUCGGACUCAGAAUCCUCUGAUCUUAUUACUGAUGCAUCUAGAAAACAGAUUCAAGUGGAUCAUGAAAGAUUAGCUUUGUCAAAUCUAUCCGUACUGUUUAAAAUGCAUACUAUUAAUGAUGAAAAAAAGGCGUUCCACUUGUAA
Messenger RNA from Heterobilharzia americana, 639 nucleotides. Lineage: Eukaryota; Metazoa; Platyhelminthes; Trematoda; Strigeidida; Schistosomatidae. The record is from the annotation of a GenBank genome assembly.